Molecule: messenger RNA, 1655 nt
Organism: Hibiscus syriacus
Lineage: Eukaryota; Viridiplantae; Streptophyta; Magnoliopsida; Malvales; Malvaceae
Exons: 6
Biological process (GO): base-excision repair
Molecular function (GO): DNA-3-methyladenine glycosylase activity
Source: RefSeq, a predicted model, not a curated record
AGUUUAAACCUUUAGCUUAUACUUCUUUCAGAAUUAAUCUCAUUUUUUAAAAACUUUUCGGUUUUGGUUUCUAGGUCAACGAGCCGGGGUUUGAAGACGGAAAAUGAGGGUUGUAAGGGUUAUAAGGUGUGCUUUGGAUGGUAAUGAGAGAGGGCUGUAUGGGUUUUUGAGGUUUUGAAUUAAGCUGAGAGUAGUAGAAUUGUAAUUUUGAGGUUGUAGGGUGGAAAGCUGAGAUCUAUUUUCUGGGCUUUCAAGGGCGGUUUGAUGAAUAUGUGUAAUAUCCAUGCGAUUGUUGGUGUUAUUUUUUUUUUUGGAAGUGGUUUAAGCUUUGUAUCAGUGGGUUUUGAUCAAAUGGUUGAAUAUGCAACUUUGGGGAUUGGAUCGAACAAAGAGUUCUUAACUGAGAACUUAGGAUUGAUUUUGAGAUUAGCAAAGCCAGAUAUAUUGAUAAUUGGUCUGUUUCUGAGAUUUAUUAGUCCAUGUCGGGUGCACCAAGAUUGAGGUCGAUGAAUGUGGACGAUUCUGAGGAACGGCGCAUACUGGGACUGGCGGGGAACAAGGCGGGUUCAUUGAGUGCAAGAAAACCAGCUUCAAAGCCUUUGAGGAAGGUUGAAAAGCUUCCUGUUAAGGUCAAUGUAACAGAGGAGAAAAAAAGCCCUUCAUCAUCCUAUGUUGGGACGGAUACAGGGACGGGGACGAAAAACGUCUCGGAUAUGGGUUUCUUCGCGUUCAUGUCUUCCAUGGGUUUCAUCGCAAGAGGCUUGACAUUCGGCGUAACCGUGUCGGAUUCGGAUUCCGACUCAGUCCCGGAUUCCUCAGAUUCUUCAUUCACCGCUACGGCUAUCGCAGGAUCAAGCUUCCUGGGAGGUGGGCUCUUUUGGAUCAAUGGAGUAGACUGGGUUUGGGGUUCUUCAUCCUCUUCUUCUUUAUCGGCUGAAAAUCCCACUUCUUCGUCCUCGGAGGUUGUCUCCUCAGCCAAAAUUACCUUUGGGUACGUCCCCGAAACGUCCCGGAUAAGCUUUGACCGUCCCCCAUUUCGGUCAGCCGUACCCUGCCACCGUGGCACGUCCCCGUCAUCAUCUACUGUUAAUCCACUUUCUCCCAAAACACAUCCCGUCAGUGUUCCUUCAGUGCUUCGUCUCCAUGAGCAGUUAUUGCAUUCUAAUUUAUCGCUAAAUGCUUCUUGUUCAUCAGAUGCUUCCACGGAUUCGUUUCACAGUCGAGCUUCUACUGGUAGGUUAAUUGGAUCUGAUAGUGUUGCAAGUAGGUGGAAGUCAUACACAUUAAAGCCGAGAACCGUUGUUUCUGAUGGUGGUUUGGAUUUCCCAUCAGAUGGUUCACAUCCAAAAAAGAGAUGUGCUUGGGUGACACCAAAUACAGAUCCAAGUUGUGCUGCUUUCCAAGAUGAAGAAUGGGGAGUUCCUGUACAUAAUGACAAUAAGUUGUUCGAGCUCCUUGUACUAUCGGAUGCAUUAUCUGAACUUACAUGGCCUGCCAUACUAAGCAAAAGGCAUAUAUUUAGGGAGAUUUUCAUGGAUUUUGAUCCUGUCGCUGUAUCAGAGUUGAAUGAGAAGAAGUUGAUAGCACCUGGUAGCAUGGCAAGUUCUUUGCUAUCAGUAUUAAAGCUAUGGGCUAUUAUUGAGAAUGCAAACCAA